AUGCUGUGGACCUUCCAGCAGAAUAACAGUAAAUUCGGACUACCUAUGGGGAUGCCGUAUGGUUCGGCUACCCCGCCAGUGCAGCCGGAAGAAGAGGAAGAUCCCCGUAUUCUCGAGGUCUGGCAGUCGAACAUGUACGACGCUUUCCAACAAGUCCGCCAAAUCGUCAGACAGUACCCCUUCGUCUCGAUGGACACAGAAUUCCCCGGAGUCGUCGCCAGACCAAUUGGAGAAUUCAACACAACUUCCGAUUACCAAUACCAGUUGAUUCGAUGCAACGUGGAUUUGCUAAAACUGAUCCAGAUCGGUUUAACUUUCAUGAACGAAAAAGGCGAGUGCGCGCCGGGCCGCUGCACCUUCCAGUUCAACUUCAAAUACGAUAUCAAGACCGACAUGUACGCCGAAGAUUCGAUCACACUUUUGAGAAACUGCGGAAUCAACUUUGAACGACACUCGAUCGACGGCAUCGACCCUGGCGCCUUCGCUUACAUGCUCAUUACCAGCGGAGUGGUGUUAGACACGACCCCCAGGGUUCAUUGGAUCACUUUUCAUUCCGGAUAUGAUUUUUGUUAUUUACUCAAGCUAUUAACAGAAGAUAAACUGCCAGAAGACGAGAAAAAAUUCUUCGACUUGCUGAAACUCUACUUUCCGACAGUUUUCGACAUCAAAUACCUCAUGAAGAGCUGCAAACAGCUUCAAGGCGGCCUUCAAGACAUCGCCGAUCAAAUGAAAAUUAAACGAGUGGGGAGACAGCAUCAGGCUGGCUCUGAUUCUCUCCUUACUGGUCAGGCUUUCUUCAAAAUGCGCUCGUUAUUUUUCGAGGACGUGGUCGAUCCGGACAAAUUUUCUGGUAAAAUUUGGGGCUUGGGCGACUCAUGCGAAAUUCGGAAAGACGCGGAUCAAGCUCCUUACGGACCAGAUGCGAUUCAACGAUUCAAAAGUAGCGAAUAG
Oikopleura dioica is the source of this 951-nucleotide messenger RNA. The record is from the annotation of a GenBank genome assembly. Lineage: Eukaryota; Metazoa; Chordata; Appendicularia; Copelata; Oikopleuridae.